AUGGCGACUCACGAGCACAAGAUCGACCACCUCGACCAAGGCUACGACGGCCCGACCAUACCUCACAAAGAUCCCCCCACCCAGCGACGCAUCCCGUGCGUCGCCGUCCCCGAGCCGUACGCCCUCCUCUGCACCGCCUUCCGCGCGCUCACCUUUGUGCUCAUCGCCGUCGGCGUCGUCGCCCUGGUGCUCUCGCUCGUCUUCCAGCUCCUGAACCUCAAGGCUUACGUCGACUCCGCGAUGUUCACCCGCUUCGACCUCGGCACCGGCGGCAACGGCACCAGCGCUCAGCUGAACUACAACCUCACCGUCGCCCUGAGCAUCCGCAACCUGAACCCGAAGCGCGCCGUGGUGUACCGAAGCCUGGAGGCCGUGGCGCUCUACGCAGGUGAGCGCUUCGGAUACAUGAGCUUUCCGCAGAUGCGGCAGGAGCGGAAGAACACGAUGGAGAUACGGCCGAGCUUCGACGGCCAGAGCCCCGUCGCUGCUGCGGCGUCGGCGGCGUCCAAACGGGAUAAAGGAGAGGGUUUCUUCAGCAUUAACGUCAAGGUCUACACGAGGGUGCGCCUGAAUGUGGCCAUCGUGAAUAGCGUCGUCUACAGUCCGGACGUGGAUUGUUAUGUUACUGUUCCCAACCCAGGCAACUCGACGGCGGUGGCGCAGGGGUUCGCGGCAACGGAGUGCCAUGUCGACGACUGCUCGUUAUUGAAAAACGAAAAUUUAGGUGGAGAAGAUUAG
Molecule: messenger RNA, 738 nt
Organism: Lolium rigidum
Lineage: Eukaryota; Viridiplantae; Streptophyta; Magnoliopsida; Poales; Poaceae
Product: NDR1/HIN1-like protein 10
Exons: 1
Coding region: 1-738 (245 amino acids)
Biological process (GO): defense response to other organism
Source: RefSeq, a predicted model, not a curated record